AUGCCUCCGAUAUCGAUUCUGGACCUUGUGUCCGCUCUUCCCUCCGAGGACACCUGGGGACCCGCUGUCACGACUGAAAAGACCCUCGAUGGCGUCCCAUACGCUCCCUACUCCAAGGGCGACAAGCUAGGCCGCAUGGCUGACUGGAGUUCGGAGGGCAAGGAUGGACGUGAUGGAAGGGGUGGAAGACAGGCAUAUAACCGCAACUACAGAGAUCAACAAGUAUACGGUGCUGGAACGGGCAGCUUGUUUGCAGUUCAAGUCGCGGAGGACGAAUCAACCUUCUCCGUCGUCGAUAACACCCGAACUUCGGUCAAGACUCGCGGUUUUGGUCGUGGAGGCGGCACCAUUUUCCGUGGCCGUGGACGAGGAGGCCCCCAGCGAGGUGGUAGAGGAGGUUUCCAGAGAGUGGGAGGCGGACGAGGUGGUCAAGGUGGAGACAGAUAUUUCGACAACCGUGGCGGACGAGGAGGCCGUGGUGGUGGCCGACGCUUUGGAUGGAAGGAUUAUGAUAAGCCACAAAGAAACCGAGACAGCUCUAUCGCCAUUCGACCUGAGUGGACUGUGUUGGAAGAGAUUGAUUUCAACCGCCUUGCCAAACUCAACCUCGAGACUCCCGAGGGCCAGGAUAUCGAUAACUACGGUUUCCUUCACUAUUAUGACAGAUCCUACGACAAGCCACCUGUCAAGGGCGCAGAGAAGAAACUACAACCUCUGGACCGCGCUGCAUACAAUGUUACAACAACUGCGGACCCUAUCAUUCAGGAAUUGGCUGAGAAGACUGACGCUACCGUCUUCGCCACUGCCGAUAUCAUUUCCAUGCUCAUGUGCGCUCCUCGCAGUGUUUAUUCUUGGGAUAUGAUUAUCAUCAAGCAGGAAAACAAGAUCUACUUCGAUAAGCGCGAUAACGCAUCUAUUGAUUUAGUUACUGUCAACGAGAACGCGACUGAUGCCCCUCUCGAGGUCUCUGAGGCUCAAUCUGGCACGAAGCACGACCCCAUCAACACCCCUGGCGCUCUCGCUCUCGAAGCUACCAUCAUCAACCACAACUUCUCCCUCCAGACUGUCGUAGAGUCCGACACUGCCAAGGUCGAGUACCCUCACAGCAAUCCAUUCUACAACCCCGCCGAGGAGACCGAGCCACUUGCCUCCAAGGCAUACAAAUACCGACGUUUCGAUCUCUCGGUUGGCGGAGAGGAGGAGCCCGUUCACAUGGUCGUCCGAACUGAAGUUGACGCCGUGAUUAAGAACGUCAGCGGCGACGACCAGCUCGUUACUCUCCGUGCCCUCAAUGAAUUCGACCACAAGGCCCCUGGAGCCGGUGGAGCUCUCGACUGGCGCAACAAGCUCGCUUCCCAACGUGGUGCCGUUGUUGCUACUGAAAUGAAGAAUAACAACUGCAAACUUGCCCGAUGGACCACUCAAGCCCUCCUUGCAAAGACCGACAUUCUCAAGCUCGGUUUCAUCGCCAGAGCGAACCCACGCUCUGCUGCUUCGCACAUUAUCCUUGGUGUCAUGGGCUACAAACCCCGUGAAUUCGCUGUGCAGAUGAACUUAAACAUCAACAACGGAUGGGGUAUUGUCCGAACCAUCGUUGAUCUCAUCCGAAGCCGUGACGAGGAGGAAGACGAGGAUGAGGAUGAGGAUGAGGAGAAAGUCAAGAAAUACAUUCUUGUCAAGGACCCUAACAAGUCUGUCCUCCGAAUUUACAGCGUCCCCUCUACUACUUUUGAGGAUGAUGAGGAACUUGAGAAGCACGGAAAGGAUUCAAGGAUUGACGAGGACGGCGAGUAA
This is a messenger RNA of Arthroderma uncinatum, 1794 nucleotides long. RefSeq names its product translation initiation factor eIF3. Gene Ontology annotation, cellular component: eukaryotic translation initiation factor 3 complex; cytoplasm. Gene Ontology annotation, biological process: translational initiation. The record is from RefSeq and is a predicted model, not a curated record. The coding region runs from base 1 to 1794 and encodes 597 amino acids. Lineage: Eukaryota; Fungi; Ascomycota; Eurotiomycetes; Onygenales; Arthrodermataceae. Gene Ontology annotation, molecular function: translation initiation factor activity. The transcript has 2 exons.